UGCACGUGUCUCUACGCUUCCCAACAGAAAGGGUGAUCCGUCUUCGAAUGUUGCCUAUAUUCCAACUACUUGAUAUUCUCCAACUUCGACAGUGUUUGGUAUCAGCCAGGUCAACAAAUUCUUUGACGUAAGGCGGAAGAACUUGUUUCGUACAAUAUUGACGCGAAGUAUAGUCGUUGUGUUACCAAUGACGGUGGUUUCUCUUUAUCUCUUGUGAUUUCGAGUAGUUAGCUCUUGUGCCAAAGAGCAUUGUUUUACGAUAACAAAGAAAAGUGUAUUAAAGGCUCAGACUAUACAAUUAGGCCACCGCUCGAGUUUGAUCCAGCAAAAUACCUAAGGCAGCACUCAUAGAUUUCAACAUUCAAGAAGCACACUACACAACAAGAGAGCGAAUCUCAUCACAUCUUGCCACCAACCAUGGAGAGACAGCUUACUCAACGUGAACACCCACCACCACGCACCGCGAAUCUCACCAGGCAAGCAAGCAAUGCUCGAGACUCAGACCAUUACACCCCAGUCCGAGAGGUCUAUCUAAGAGAGAACGAGAUGGAUCAGCGGAAGAAGCGGCUAUCUAAGACCGACAGAGAAAUGAGCAAGUACGAGGAAUAUCUGCGGAACAAAUGGGGCUGCCAUGACGCCAUCCCAGAUCCCUUUGACCCAGAGAAACUUGACGCAGCGCUGAGGUCGCGGUUUCCAGCCAAGAGCAAGCAAGAACGACCUCUCGUUGCACGGGAGAGAGUUCCAGCGCCGUUGCCUCAGCCGGGAAAUCAAGCUCCAGCAGUAAAGGAAACAAAUUCUCAAGAAAUGCCUCCAAAAGACAUGUCUCCUACAUCGGAAGAAAUGAUCCAUGCAAGCGCCGCCAUUGACACCGAUAAGCAAGAGAAAAGCUACGAAAGCGAAGUAUCUUCCGACAACGAAACAUCAUCAGAAAAGCACACUACCCCACCACGCGGACGUUCAUCAACCUCCAGCCGUCGCGGCCGGAGUACAUCAACUUCGGGUCCAGACGCAACGGACCGGCCCCGGACCCCACGCAUCCGAGCCGGCUCGAAACCACCGCUGAGCCGCAGCGCGUUCGUCGCGGGCGGCGUGCCGUGCGAGCACGGGCGGUGCCAGGGCGAGUGCAAGCGCGACGCGGGCAGGCGCGCGAAGGCCCCGGCGUAUUUCCCGUUUAAGAGUCGGGCGAGGUCGCGGUCGAAGUCGAGGGGGGGACAAAGUCAGAAUCAGACCUAAUUUAAUUAGGGUGGGGAUAAUUAUCAUGGGUGAGAUAGAGAUGUUGAUGAGAAAUGAAAUUAUUGUUAUGAAUUUUUGGUAGUUUAUGGGAAAUGAGUGAGAUUGAUAUUGUGAUGUAAUUAUAAUUACCAUUUGUC
Molecule: messenger RNA, 1370 nt
Organism: Xylaria bambusicola
Lineage: Eukaryota; Fungi; Ascomycota; Sordariomycetes; Xylariales; Xylariaceae
Exons: 1
Coding region: 418-1233 (271 amino acids)
Source: RefSeq, a predicted model, not a curated record